Messenger RNA from Nycticebus coucang (slow loris), 3332 nucleotides. RefSeq names its product GRB2-related adapter protein 2. Gene Ontology annotation, molecular function: protein binding. The record is from RefSeq and is a predicted model, not a curated record. The transcript has 8 exons. Lineage: Eukaryota; Metazoa; Chordata; Mammalia; Primates; Lorisidae. Bases 324 to 1307 code for a protein of 327 amino acids.
ACAUAAUCUAAGGCUCACGCCCAAGUCUCUGAACCCCUCUGUGUGUGCUAGUUCCUGUGUGGUUUGCCUACAGACUGCUGGGCUGCCAGGGGCAGUCUGGAGGAAGGAGUGAGGUGGGGAGGAGGAGGCACUGCUAAUGGAUCUGUAAGCACCCUCUCUCAGUGUGGUGCUUGGAAGACUGUGCAAGGUGGAUCUAUACUCUGAAAUGCAGUACGUUUGAUAGUUUGACUCAUCUUCCUUCUUGCAAGAGAGAAGUCUAGUAACUCCGUGCCAAAGCCAAGACAAACUCAACCUCUUUGCUUCCAAAAGCUUCGGGUUACACCAUGGAAGCUGUCGCCAAGUUUGAUUUCACCGCCUCAGGUGAGGACGAACUGAGCUUUCACACUGGAGAUGUCCUGAAGAUUUUAAGUAACCAAGAGGAAUGGUUCAAGGCGGAGCUUGGGAGCCAAGAAGGAUAUGUGCCUAAGAAUUUCAUAGACAUCCAGUUUCCUGAAUGGUUUCACGAAGGCCUCUCACGACACCAGGCAGAGAACUUACUCAUGGGCAAGGAGGUUGGUUUCUUCAUCAUCCGGGCCAGCCAGAGCUCCCCAGGGGACUUCUCCAUCUCUGUCAGGCAUGAGGAUGAUGUUCAGCACUUCAAGGUCAUGCGAGACAACAAGGGUAAUUAUUUCCUGUGGACUGAGAAGUUCCCAUCCCUAAAUAAGCUGGUGGACUACUAUAGGACGACUUCCAUCUCCAAACAGAAGCAGAUCUUCCUAAGGGACAGAACCAGAGAAGAUCAGGGUCACCGAGGCAACAGCCUGGACAGAAGGUCCCAGGGAAGCCCGCACCUCAGUGGAGCUGUGGGAGAAGAAAUCCGGCCUUCCAUGAACCGCAAGCUAUCGGAUCACCCGCCAGGCGUCCCCUCGCAGCACCAGCACCAUCACCAGCAGGCACCCCUGCAGUACGGCCCCGCACUGCAGCCCCCUCAGCAGCGCUACCUGCAGCAUCACCACUUUCACCAGGAGCGCCGAGGAGGCAGCCUUGACAUAAACGACGGGCACUGUGGCACCAGCCUGGGCAGUGAAAUGAAUGCGGCCCUCAUGCACCGGAGGCACACAGACCCGGUGCAGCUGCAAGUGGCUGGGCGAGUGCGGUGGGCUCGGGCCCUGUACGACUUUGAGGCCUUGGCGGACGAUGAGCUGGGAUUCCACAGCGGAGAGGUGGUUGAGGUUCUGGAUAGCUCCAACCCAUCCUGGUGGACCGGCCGACUACACAACAAGCUGGGCCUCUUCCCUGCCAACUACGUGGCACCCAUGACGAGAUGAACCCUUCGGGGGGCCAGAGGCAUUUUGUCUGAAGCUUCCCACAAGAGGGGACAAGGAAAAAAGGCUGGACUGCUUGACUACAUACACACACAUACACGACAUUUUGUAAUAGUAAUUUAUUGGCAACUGGGAUGGUUAAUUAGUUGAUAUGAAAAGGAGCUUGGGUAGAGAAUGAUAUUCAUACUUACUUUUCUAUUCCCCUCAGGGUUUGCAGAAGGCAGUAGGGGCGGGGAGGGGGGUGCAGGGAAAUCAAACAGAACUUCCUUCUUGCCUUGGGUAUUUUCACAGAGAGGAGCUGAGCAGAGACCACACCCUGGCAUUGGACACAGAACAGCAGGGUGGAGUUGGACUUGGUGAGGCACGUUCUAGCUCAUUGGCAAGCCCAGCUCCCCUGGAAGGGCAGCUCUCCUCUUGUUCUCCGAGGGGUGGACACUGCUGUGCUGAGAGUCCAGGUGCCAAAGCAGUGCACAGGUAGCUGGGAGUGGGCCCAGGCGUAGGGGCAGGACAGUGUUGGAGAGGCCCACCUGAACAGGGUUGAUCUCCUAGUCAACACCCCACUGAGACUCACACGUCCUUCAGAUGAAUGUGCCUUGGAUAAUCCUCUUCCCUGCAGACAGGAGAGAGUGGUCUCCAGCAUGGAGAGGAACUGACACCCCAUGAAGAGUCCAGCCCUGGGAAAUCAAGGGAUUUCUCUUGGACCCCCAGUGGCUACUCGGAUGUAACCUCUGCUCCCCAGCUGCAAAGAUAGUAGCAUCCUAGAUCCUAUAAAGUGCCCGGGGACUCCCUGGCUGAGAAUGUUCAGUUUAGAGUUGCAAUGUGAUGCUUACAAGGGUGUGUCUUCAGGGUUCUGUUCAUUUUCCCUCUGGAUUUUCUGUGAUUUGAAGAGGCCUUGCCCACGGGCACAGAGAGUGGUCCACUUUGCUGCAUUGACUGUUGGUUGGUUGACUGAGCAUGACCCAGGCGGAUGCUGGCUUUGAGAUGAGCUUCCUUGUGGAGCUAACGAAUGCUGACCUAUGUGUCAACUCCUUGUCAACUCAAACCGGAAUCAUGUUCCUAAGGCUCCACCGGGGGUGUGAAGUGCAGACCAGCUUGGCUGGGGGAAGACAUUCUUGACACUGGAAGCUCUGGGCCUUAGUGGAGCCUGAAAGCAAACAUGUCUGCACAGAGGGCACUUCUUAGGAGUGUGUGUGCAUGUGUGUGGCUGUGUGUGCACCUGUGCAUGUGGCUGUGUGUAUGCACGUAUGCUGAGACAGGAAAGAAAGGGUCAGGGCGAAAGUGUUGAUGAGGGAACCUAGAGAUGGAUUUUCUUCCCCAGUCCUUCCUGCUCUAGGAGGGACCCAGAAGCAGCCAUUGUAAAGGUCAUAAGCUGUGUCCCCUGUGACUCUGAUUCUACUCUUCUCUGAUCCCCAUGUUCCCUUUAGAGAAAAGGGGAGGAGACCCUAUGGGAGACAUUGGGAGGGACAAGAAAAUAGCCUGGGAGAGGCAGGGGGGAGUGGAGCCUGAGUGGAGAGCAUCUGCAGCCUUUGGAAGUGAGAACAUGGAGAGGAACCAGAGGCUGGGACAUCUCAGAGGAUAGAGGAGCCGCGUGAGUGACACAGAGGCAGGAACAGGAGCUUGGGGUGAAGAGAGCUAAGUAAAGAGAGAGUGACAGCCAGUGGGCAGGCAGGGCACAGGAGGGAGGGGCCAGGCAGCUGGGCACAGGGAGGAUCAGAGCAGAGAAGUUGCCGCUGUGGCCAAGGCAGGGAGCAAAGAAACACAGGAAUAAAAAGAGGAGAAAGAAGGCAGAGGCAAAGAAGACCUCAUAAGCUAUUUUGGUAUUUGGAUAAAGUGAAACGUACAGUAAAUAAAAGCCAGAAGUAAUGUUUGAUUUGUCAGUAUUUACAAACCAUAUGCGUUAAACAGCCCACGAACUUCAUCCAUUUGUCCGAUGAGGUGGGACAAUGGUACGUGAUUAGAUUGUGGGCUACAUUUUGGGCUUUGAAACAAACACUUCUCAAGAAAGGAGAAAUAAAACAAGUGUGCUCG